This is a messenger RNA of Drepanopeziza brunnea f. sp. 'multigermtubi' MB_m1, 924 nucleotides long. RefSeq lists its product as uncharacterized. The record is from RefSeq and is a predicted model, not a curated record. NCBI's taxonomy places the organism in Eukaryota, Fungi, Ascomycota, Leotiomycetes, Helotiales, Drepanopezizaceae.
AUGGUCAACGAGACAGUCUGCUACAAGUGUGGCGAAACCUUUCACGACGAGGACGGCGUCCACGAGACCUUUCUCGCGCACUUCGAGACCAUGCACCCGGAAGUGACGCGGGCGGUUCACGAGUGCAGCGUUUGCAAAGCGUGCUUCUGGACUAAGAACGACCUCCGCUUUCACCGGCGGAAUGCGCAUGGUGUUAAUUUCUUGGACGAGUCGCGCAUGUUCUGGACGUAUACGCCGCCGUACUGGCUGGGGAAGUCGAAGUAUGAUGAUGAUGAGGAUGAGGACGAGGAUGAGGAUAGGGAUAAGAAUAAGGGGGAGGAGGAGGAGGAGGAGGAGGAGGAGGAGGAGGAGGAGGAGAGCGAGAGGGAAGAGAGUACCGAAGUGACGAGGCAGAUGAAUAAGAUGCAGGUUGAAACUGGGAAAGUCGGAGAAGGGAAAGUCGCAGAAGGGAAAGUCGGAGAAGGGAAAGUCGGAGGCAAGGUGGAAUGGGACACCAGCCAGGGGGAUGGAGCAGCGGGUAUGGGCGAGGGGGGUUGGGGCAAGGGGGGCAUCAACCACAAUGGGGACAAGCACAACAAGGGGGACAACAACAGCAUGGAGGAUGGAGCAGCGCUUAUGGGAUGGGGCGAGCGGGACAUCAACCACAAGGGGCACAAGCACAACAAAGGGGCCAUCAUCAACAAGGGGGACCAGCUCACCAAGGGGGACCAGCUUACCAAGGAGGACAUCAACAACAGGGAGGACAUCAACAAAAUAUGGGAUGGAGUAGCGCAUAUGGGAUGGGGCCAGGGGGACACCAACCGCAAGGAGGACAACAACAUCAAGCACAAGGAUGGAGUAGCACGUACGGGAUGGGCCAAGGGGGGCAUCAUCAACAACAACAACAACAAAAUCAACCACAUAGAGGACAGCAACAAAAUAUAG